CGAUUGUGUAGUGUUGCAUUUGAAGUAACCAGUCAUGUUUGUACCGGCAGGUCUUGAGGGAGAUUUCCCAGGGGAAUGCACGUUGAUAAUGCCAGCCAUAUCUGUCGGAAAUGUUGGCCAGCUAGCAAUCGAUUUGAUUGUUUCCACAUUGGACAUGCCAAAAAUUGGGUACUUUUACACAGACUGUCUUGUGCCCAUGGUGGGAAAUAAUCCUUAUGCUACUAACAAAGAAAAUGGAAAAGAACUUAGUACAAAUGCUGAAGUGUAUGCAUUACCCUCAAGAAAGCUUGCAGUUCUCCAGAUCAGGUCACCUAUCAUUAGGAAAAAAUCCAGAACCUUUUGUCAACAGCUGAUUUCCUGGAUUAAACAAUUUGCCUUUGCCAGAGUGAUUCUACUCUCAAGCUGCCAUGCGUACUAUCGAGAUGACCAGCAGCUUUUUGGAACUCCAUUGCGCCACUUGGUCACACCAGCACUUCAGAAAUAUGUGGACAUUGUGUUGAAAGAAUUAGAGUGGAAGGAAUUGGAGAAAGUGUCUUCUUACCCUGGAGUAAACAGUGAAGAGCAAAAGAUUUCCAUUCCUGGCGGUGGUUUUACUAAGCAGCUGUACAGUGAGUGCUGUUCAGAAGAAAUACAGAUGGCUGUUGUGCUAAAGUUCUGCUCAGAAGGUGAUAACAUUCCUGAUGCAUUUGCCCUUCUCAACCACCUCAAUCAAUGGCUUCAGCUAGUGGUACCAUCUGAUGAAAAUUCUAAGAAAUGGAAGGUGCCAAGUUCCUGGAGAUUACUUUUUGGUAGUGGGCUUCCACCAGCGAUCUUUUGAACAGGCACUUAAAGGAAAACGCAUUUUAACAGUGUUUUGUGUUCAGCAUUGCUUUCAUUUGUGAUAUGUUUUUAUGUUACCUAAAAUGUCCUUUAGCAAUCCUCUUUUGCAACUAGUAGAUCUAGUAAAACAUUCUCUAGAAAAUGCUCUGUUAAAAUGGGGGGAAACCCGGGGCAUGAAUACUGGCCUUUAUAGGUCGAACUACCCAUUACCCCAGUAGGCCAGAGGCAGAACUUUUCUUCACUUUCUGCAAUAUUUUUAUUUUAUUGAAGGAUUUUCUGUAGUAAAAAUUGCUUACAAGAAUGUCUUGCAUUCAGGAGUCACAGCUUUUACAGACCAAGAAAGACUAUAGAAUCCCUGAGAGCCAGUCAUCAAUCAAUCAAUGCACUGCUACUUUAUAGUGCUGCUCCAUAUUUGACUGUUCUCUGCAAACAGUGCUUCUCUCUGACUGCACUGUGUUGAGGAAAACUUGCACAGUGCAGCCAGAGCACAACACUGUUUGAACAGCCGGAUGUGGAACAGUGCUGCAAAGUGAAAGUGCUAAGAGUUCCUGCAUGUCCCGUUCUUACUGCGGACAUGAUGCAUUUUCUGCGAUGACAUCUCAGAUCACAGCAUGUUCUGCUUGGGGCCCAACACAAAUGAGUCUGAGAAAGAGCUUAUUUUAAUUGGAUUCCAAGCAGCAAUCACUUUGUCUCCUCUUUUUGUUAAAAUAUGUCUCUGUAUGGGGAAAAAGUGUUUUUGUGUUUGAAAUGUGUACUAUUCAUCAGUGAAGCAAUUGGAGUUCUACUUCUCAAUUAACGUACAAACCUUAAAAGGACACUGAAGCCAAUUUUUUUUUCGUGAUUCAGAUAGAGCAUGUAAUUUUAAGCAACUUUAUAAUUUACUCCUAUUAUCAAUUUUUGAUCUUGCUAUCUUUAUUUGCAAAAGAAGGCAUCUAAGCUAAGGAGCCAGACAAUUUUUGGUUCAGACCGUGGACAGCACUUGUUUAUUGGUGGGUGAAUUUAUCCAUCAUUCAGCAAGAACAACCUAGGUUGUUAACCAAAAAUUGGCCGGCAUCUAAACUUACAUUCUUGCUUUUCAAAGGACAUGAAUCCCCACAACUUCCUUCCAAAUUUUCUUUUUUUUCUCAUGGUAUUGUUUGUUAAAGAGAUACCUAGGUAGUUAGCAUGCACAUGUCUAGACCACUACAUGGCAGGAAAAUGUGCUGCCAUCUAGUGCUUUUGCAAAACUGCUGCAGACAUCUCUGCUUUUCAACAAAGGAUACAUAGAGUGCAAAGAUAAUUUAAUAGAAAAAAGUUGUUUAAAAUUGCCUGCUCUAGCGUAAACGUGACAAAUUUGGAUUUCAUGUUGCAUGUGAUACCCAGUUGUACACAGAUAUACACUUCCUGUUAACUUCACAAUCUGUGAAUGUUGUUUAUGCAAAAAAUAUUUUUGAAAUGCUUAAAAUAGUGGUUACUUGUACAUAAGAUAUAUAUAUUAAGUGUUUUAUGGUCUUUUGAUGUAGCAAGCUUAUACGUGUGAUUAUAACCUGAUACUUUAAUUCUGCAGCAAAUACUUCUUGCCAGUGUAAACUAUAGUUUUUGAUUAAUGCACAAAAUGUUCUUUACCUAAUAAAGACUCAUGUAAGCAAA
Messenger RNA from Bombina bombina (fire-bellied toad), 2448 nucleotides. RefSeq names its product proteasome assembly chaperone 2 (gene PSMG2). Bases 35 to 817 code for a protein of 260 amino acids. Lineage: Eukaryota; Metazoa; Chordata; Amphibia; Anura; Bombinatoridae. Gene Ontology annotation, cellular component: cytosol; nucleus. The record is from RefSeq and is a predicted model, not a curated record. The transcript is spliced from 7 exons. Gene Ontology annotation, biological process: proteasome assembly.